AUGGAAGGUCCAGCCACAUUCAGGAUUGUCUUGCUGGGGAAAAGUGGAAAUGGGAAGAGCAGCCUGGCCAACACCAUUUUUGGAGAAACCAUGUUCAAACUUAAAAAUGCUAAGUUUGUUUCCGAGGCAAAAACCAAGUGUGUCAAUGGAAAGAAUCUCACUUUGAUUGAUACUCCUGGUUUGUUUGACACAGAGAGGUCUCUGGACACCAUAAAGCCAGGGUGGGAGAGAUGCAUCAUAGAGUGCGCUCCUGGACCUCAUGUCUUUCUGAUUGUUCUGAAAGUGGAAAAAUACACAGAGCAGGAGAAGACUGUUGUCACUAAAAUAUGUGACUAUUUCUCAGAUGAUGCCCUGAAAUACACAGCAGUGGUCUUCACUCAUGGUGACCAGCUCCCUGAAGGGAUGAAAAUAGAAGAGUAUGUUGGUCAAAGUGAUGGUCUGAGAGAACUGGUGGAGAAGUGUGGAGGUCGCUGCCAUGUUUUUGAUAACAGAUACUGGAAGAACAUCCAGGAAGAGAAUUACAGAAGCAACAAGUUCCAGUUGGCAGAGAUGCUCAACAACAUUGACAAGAUAAUAAUGACAAACAGAGGAGGACACUACAGUAAUACUGAACUUAAUGAGGCGGAGAGAAAAAUACAAGAAGGGGCACAGCUUAUCAGAAUGUCUUCAGAAAACAUGUCAGAUGAUGAGAUCCGACAGCAGGGGGGUUUCUUAGACUCUGUUAUACACAACCACGAGGACAAAGACAGCGUUUUAACAGUUUAUUUAGAAACACGGAUAAAGGUCAGACUGGAACCAGGGCUGCAGCUGGUGGACAAAUGUGGGGUCUCUCUGAAGGAGAAAGACAGAAGCUGGUAA
Molecule: messenger RNA, 858 nt
Organism: Girardinichthys multiradiatus
Lineage: Eukaryota; Metazoa; Chordata; Actinopteri; Cyprinodontiformes; Goodeidae
Product: GTPase IMAP family member 7-like
Exons: 3
Coding region: 1-858 (285 amino acids)
Molecular function (GO): GTP binding
Source: RefSeq, a predicted model, not a curated record